Messenger RNA from Grammomys surdaster, 2492 nucleotides. RefSeq names its product acyl-CoA synthetase medium chain family member 2B (gene Acsm2b). Gene Ontology annotation, biological process: acyl-CoA metabolic process; fatty acid biosynthetic process. The record is from RefSeq and is a predicted model, not a curated record. Lineage: Eukaryota; Metazoa; Chordata; Mammalia; Rodentia; Muridae. Gene Ontology annotation, molecular function: fatty acid ligase activity; fatty-acyl-CoA synthase activity. The coding region runs from base 146 to 1897 and encodes 583 amino acids. The transcript is spliced from 14 exons. Gene Ontology annotation, cellular component: mitochondrial matrix.
GGCUGCUUGGAUUUGAUCAGGGAACUGUCAGCUUCAUUGCUGUUCUCUCCACUGGUGCUUCGGGAACUCUAGAACUACUUCCGAGAGGGAAGUAGACCAAGCCACUGCCAGAGAGAGUUCCAGAAGAAGACCAGCAGCUCUGACCAUGUGUUGGCGGUGGAAAAUUCCAAGACUUUACACUCCCUGGGUUACUGAGAUGUCCCACCGAACUUUGCAUGUUAAUAUCAAGAAACUAAUGCCCAUACAGUGGGGCCACCAGGAAGCACCUGCCAAGUUCAACUUUGCUAAUGAUGUGAUAGAUCACUGGGCCAGCAUGGAGAAGGCUGGCAAGAGAUCUCCAGGUCCAGCCCUGUGGUGGAUGAAUGGCAGUGGGGAAGAAAUAAAGUGGAGCUUCAGAGAACUGAGUGAAAUCAGUAAACAGACAGCCAAUGUUCUCUCAGGGGCCUGUGGCCUGCAGCGUGGGGACCGUGUGGCAGUAGUGCUUCCCCGAGUCCCUGAGUGGUGGCUGGUGACGCUGGGUUGCAUGCGGACUGGCCUUGUUUUCAUGCCUGGAACCAUCCAGAUGAAAUCCUCAGACAUACUCUACAGGCUGCAGUCAUCCAAGGCCAGGGCCAUUGUGGCUGGGGACGAAGUGGCCCAGGAAGUGGAUGCUGUGGCCCCUGACUGUUCUUUUCUGAAACUCAAGUUGCUGGUGUCUGAAAAAAAUCGAGAAGGAUGGCUAAACUUCAAGGCACUGCUAAAGGAUGCAUCCACCAUUCAUCAGUGUGUGGAGACAGGAAGCCAAGAAUCAGCUGCCAUCUACUUCACUAGUGGAACCAGUGGCCCUCCCAAGAUGGCCGAACACUCCCAUUGCAGCCUGGGCAUCAAGGCCAAGAUGGAUGCUGGCAGCUGGACAGGCCUGAGUACUUCUGAAAUAGUAUGGACCAUCGCAGACACGGGUUGGAUACUGAACAUUUUAGGCGCGUUUCUGGAACCUUGGGUAUUGGGAGCAUGUAUAUUUGUCCACCUUUUGCCAAAGUUUGAUGCACAAACUGUUCUAAAGGUACUUUCCAGCUACCCCAUCAACAGCCUGUUGGGUGCUCCCCUCAUUUACCGGAUGUUGCUACAAGAGGAUCUUUCCAGUUACAAGUUCCCACAUCUGCAUAGCUGCUACAGUGGAGGAGAGACCCUUCUCCCAGAGACUCUGGAGAACUGGAAAGCCAAGACAGGACUGGAAAUCCGAGAAAUCUAUGGCCAGACAGAAACGGGACUUACCUGCAGAGUUUCUAGGACGAUGAAAGUCAAACCAGGCUACCUGGGAACAGCUUUUCCCCAUUAUGAUGUACAGAUCAUAGAUGAGCUGGGCAAUGUCCUGCCCCCUGGCAAGGAAGGAGACAUGGCUAUCAGGGUGAAGCCCAUCUGGCCUAUAGGCAUGUUCUCUGGAUACGUGGACAAUCCCAAGAAGACACAGGCUAAUAUUCGAGGAGACUUUUGGCUUCUGGGAGACCGGGGAAUCAAGGAUCCAGAAGGGUAUUUCCACUUCAUGGGACGAACAGACGAUAUCAUUAAUUCCAGUGGGACAUACUUUUGCAGGUACCGGAUUGGACCAUCAGAGGUGGAGAAUGCACUGAUGGAGCAUCCUGCAGUAGUUGAAACAGCUGUGAUCAGCAGCCCAGACCCUACCAGAGGAGAGGUGGUGAAGGCAUUUGUUGUCCUAGCCCCUGAAUUUCUCUCCCAUGACCGAGACCAGCUUGCCAAGAUGCUUCAGGAGCAUGUGAAGUCAGUGACAGCACCCUACAAGUACCCUAGGAAGGUGGAGUUUGUCUUAGACCUGCCCAAGACUGUGACAGGAAAAAUUGAGCGAGCAAAGCUUCGAGCCAAGGAAUGGAAAACAUCUGGACAAGCCCAGGCCCAGUGAGACUUCCAAGACUCCUGCUGGGGUUCUGUCUUCUCCAAUCUUUUCCUGUGACUUUGUAGUCUUCCUAUGGAGAUGAAAGAUUAUUCAUGCAGAGACAUGUAUGUGAUUUCGGUCUCUGCUUGGUUAUUAAUACAGAACAAUGACACAUUUGAUGCUAGAAGAAAAAAGAAAGAGGGAAUAAGAGAUUUGCAGAAGGAGGAAUAAAGCCAGAAAAGACUAAAACAGCAAGGGAAAGAAAUUGCCAAUUCAAGUGGACAGGAUGGGGGAGAAAGAAGGAGGACGCAGAAUGAGGAGAGGGAGAGAAGAGAAGGAACUAGAGAGAAGUAGAAAAGGAGCGAUGUGUGGAAGGACACUAGUGUCUAUGCCAAGUUGCCUUAAUCCUUAGGGACAUCAUGUCCAAAGGUGGAGAAAAUACCACUUACAGAGCACUCCCAAGGCAGUGUUCUAUACUUGUCAUGAGCCAUCUUGUUUCGUCUGUGUGGCACCUGCAGGCUCAACUUCUGCACCCCAAAGCAUACCACUUCCUGUAGCUCACAUUUUUUGGUCAUGUCUUUACUUCCUUGAAUCAAUAUUAAAAAUCAUUUCAAAAUCAAAA